GCGACAUGGAUCAAUUAAUUUUAAUCGGUAUCUCAUGAAGAUGUCGACAUGUCAUGAACUUUAAGUUUAUUUCAAAAGAAGACACUUAAGUCAAGAAACCUUAAGACUCUUGUGCAAGUGAAGCGACUCUGGAAGUUUAGUAGAAUGAGCUUUGAAUGAUGAGCAGACGAAGUCGUAGAACAAUGGAUACAUCCAGGAUAUUUGGAACCCCUCCAGAACCAGUGUUCAACAUGAAAGGGUGCUGUUUAUCAGUUAAUCUUUUAGAGGAGCUGCUUUUCACACAAGCAACAUCCAAUGAUAGACAAAUACGAAGGGCUUCAACAGAGUAUGGUCUAUUUAAAUGUGGCCCUCUAGUUGAAUGCAUAUUCAUCAUUUGUGAGCAGAUGAAACAACCUCCAGAAACCAGAUAUGUUGCUGCUGAAUUGUUUGACAGGUUUAUGAGAGCCCAUAUACCUAACCUCAAAGAGAAAGUAAAAGAGAGUCAUGUUGCACCUAAACGACGCAAAAUAUCACUACAGGAUGAGUGGAAACACACCCUUCGUAAACUAUGUAAACAAUUGCUACCCUUCAUGGUGUCCUGUGUUCAAAUUGCUUCGAAACUGUGUUCACACUACAGUAUUGUUACAUGUCGUCGCUGUGCUGAGCUAUUACAAGACAAAGGCCAUCGCUAUCAGACAUCCAAAGUCUUAACCUCAGAAUUGUUAGUAAUGAAGACACUGGACUAUAAACUUCAUGUGUCAAGUCCUUUGGGUUAUAUUGAAACUCUGCUUGAGAUAAUGGGUCACAAUGAUCCAGAUACCCCUGUCAAGCUUCUCCAUGAGACAUGUCUGAAGAUACUUGAUGUUGUCUAUAUCAAGAGGAAGCUUGUCUACAGUAGGUUACUACAGCUUGCUAUCGGAGAUAGUCCAGUCAAUCCCCAAACAAGAUCAAAAUUUGCGCCAGUUGAAAACGAUUGCAUGCUUUUAGCAACAGCCAAUAUAGGGGCUGCUUCUUACUUCAUUGAUAUGAAUUCAACACAAAUGAUCAACGGUCAUCUAGCAAGGAUAACACACAUCCCAGUAGAUGACAUCAUUGACUUUUCUUCUACAAUCAUCUCUGUUAUACUUCACUGAAGAUGUUUAAGAAAUGCUCCAAUUGUUGUGUAAGGUUUAUGCAAUAUCUUCUCAUAAGCAAUCCUGAUUAUAAGAGUUAAUAGAAGUAGAAAUAUGAAAUGGAAUUUUAAGUAAGGUUUCAAUAUAAUCUAAAGCAAGAAUGAGUAGUCCGUCUUAAUAUGUGAUAUGUCAAAUCAAAAUUGUUAACUUCUCUAAACUUUCCAAUUUUUUUUUCUCAGUACAUGUGUGAGGUUUCAUAAUAUUCUUUUCUCAUCAAUGUUGAUAAGGAAUAACUUUGGUUACAUCAAAGAUACAUUUGAUCAUAUUAGUUAGUGGUUAUACGUAGGAUACAUAUUAAAUGAAAUCUUUGCUUGAAAGGAAAUAUAAAAUGUUAUUUGAAUUGUUUUUUUUUUUUUUUAAGUGGGUAAAAUGAAACAGUAAUUUGUAUGGUGUGUCUUUAAUACAUGCUCAUGCUAGGAUGAAAAAAACUAAAACUGUGAUUACGUCAAUAUAUUUUAAUGAUAGUUGCUUGAUAGGUCACUGCCUCCAUAUCUUGCUUUAAUCUUUACAAAUUUAUUUUCAGAUUUGAACUUCCCCAGAACUUAUUGUCACAUUAUAGAAAUGUGAAACAUCUAUCAUAACCUUAAUUCCUUGCUUUUUAUUCAAAGCAGUGUCUCAUUCUGUUUUAUGAGUGUUGAGAUAUACCUAACUUUAAAGUAAUUUGAAUUGAAAUUGAUUAAUUUUUCUGUAAUACUGAUGUGGUUUUUCAUCAUCAUUAUGAUUGAACUUAAGUUGUAUGUAUAAUUGGCAAGUAUUUUGUUUAAAUUCUACAAUAUAAGGAUAUGGUGUUUUGAACUUCACUACUUGUUUUACCUUCAUUGUUUACUUUUUACUAAUUCUGAUUACAUAAAAGAAUACGUGAUGUCUAACAAUCUAAAUUAUUGUAGAUAAAAUUUGGCUUGUCUGGUUUGCUUAGAUGUUGUUUAUAUCUAAGUUGGUUUUGCAUCAGUUUUAGUUAUAAGCAUUUUAAUUUUUAAAGUGGAAUGAAGACUUUAAUUGUAGUUGAAUGUCAGGUUAUGGGAAAGUGAGAUAACUUGAAUUGCCCUGCUUCAAGACUUUAUGCCUGUUGACAGAAUUUGAAGAAACUUUGUUCAAUGUGUGCAAAGCCUUCCACCAGAAUAACAUGAUUGAACAACUUUAUCUUUGUCAUUUUUUGGACAAGAUAGGCACGUUGGUAGAGAAAACUACUUACAUUAGCAUGCCAACUGCUUAAAAGUGAUGAAUUAAAAUGAAGACUGCAUGGAAAAAUAUAUAGGUAUGUGUGCUUAGGUGUAAUUUCAGUGUGUAAAGUACAAGUGUGUAUUAUCUCACUCUCAAAAGUAUUGCAUUAUCUGUUACCUUAAUUGAUUUGAUUAUAUUUACAUUUACAUGUAUCCCCCAAUAACCAAGUUCUUUGGAACAAGAAAUGAUUUCAGUCAUUUUUUUAAAGUGUGUUAGUUUAUGUUGAAAGUUUAAACUUUACAUUUAUGUUGAAAGACCUUCUGAAAUAAAGUACAGAAAAACAGUCACUUUUGUUUUGUGGACCAUUGGUCUUUACAGAGAGGUUCUCACUUCAUGGAGGUCAAUGAGGUGUCCCAGAAGGAGUAGAGGACAGGAAAUGAUAUCAAUAUCAAUGAAUUUGGUAGCUUAAGCAAAAUGCUUUUUGAAGGAAAGAUGUUCUGCUUAUUCUGGAAAAGCAUGUAUACAUUUUAUCAUGUUCUUAUUAUCAUUGUUCAUUGGUGACAUUUCAAAAGGCAAAGUUUAAAAAAUCAUUUUUUUUGUUUUGUUUUUAGUUCUUUUGUACACUAUGUACUGUAGACAACUAAGUUGCACGUUUAAAAAAAAAUACAUUCAUAUACUGAUUCUAUACUAUUUGAAAGUAAUAUGAUGUACCUUUAUAUAGCAAUUGCUUUAAGAGAAACCCUUGUCAAGAACCAUAAAGUAUGUUUAUAAAUCUUUCUAGAAGGCCCAAGGCUUUGCUUUGCAAGUGCAGUAUUCUAAAUCUAGCAAGAUUAUUUUUUAUAUAUAAUAUAUUACAGCCGACAGACUAAGCCUUACAAUGGAAGAUGAAGAAAAUAUAUAUGUAUGUACUUGAACCUAUAA
Molecule: messenger RNA, 3233 nt
Organism: Lytechinus pictus (painted urchin)
Lineage: Eukaryota; Metazoa; Echinodermata; Echinoidea; Temnopleuroida; Toxopneustidae
Product: cyclin N-terminal domain-containing protein 1-like
Exons: 8
Coding region: 156-1112 (318 amino acids)
Biological process (GO): reciprocal meiotic recombination
Cellular component (GO): site of double-strand break
Source: RefSeq, a predicted model, not a curated record